CGCCUCCCGGAAGCAGCUGGCCGCGCUGCCGGCGGCGGGCUGGGACGCUCCGCCAUGGCCGCUGAACCGCGGGCUGCAGCCGGACACCGCACCGCGCCGCCUCGGUGCCCGUCUCGGUGAGCCCCGCCGCUGCCCUCCGUCCCGCGGCCCGCCAUGGGCUCGUUGUUCCGCAGCGAGCCCAUGUGCCUGGCGCAGCUCUUCCUCCAGAGCGGCUCGGCCUACGAGUGCCUCAGCGAGGUGGGCGAGCGUGGCCUGGCCGAGUUCCGAGACCUUAACCCAAAUGUAAGUGUAUUUCAGAGAAAAUUUGUGAAUGAAGUAAAGAAGUGUGAAGAAAUGGAGAGAAUACUUGGAUAUUUAGUACAAGAAAUUAAAAAAGCGGAUAUUCCACUUCCUGAAGGAGAUGUUGCUCCUCCUGCCCCCUUGCUGAAACACAUUUUAGAAAUCCAGGAACAGUUGCAAAAGCUGGAGACAGAAUUGAGGGAAGUAACUAAAAACAAAGAAAAGUUGAGAAAAAACCUGCUUGAACUGACAGAAUACACGUGCAUGUUAGAGGUCACGCAAAGAUUUGUCAGGAGAACAGCUGAGUAUGAAUCCCAUUUACAUGCAAAUUAUGAAGAAUUUCCAUCUGUGGAAAAUGAGCCAUUAGUGGAUUACAACUGUAUGCACAGACUGGGUGCCAAGCUGGGAUUCAUAUCUGGCUUAGUUAACAUAGCAAAAGUUGAAGCAUUUGAAAAAAUGCUGUGGAGAGUCUGUAAAGGAUAUACUAUUCUUACGUACGCAGAGUUGGAUGAAUGCCUGGAAGAUCCAGAUACAGGUGAAACCACAAAAUGGUUUGUUUUUUUAGUGUCCUACUGGGGUGAGCAAAUUGGCCAGAAAGUCAAGAAGAUUUGUGACUGCUAUCACUGUCAUGUGUAUCCCUAUCCAAAUACCACGGAGGAGCGCAAGGCAGUUGUUGAGGGACUAAAUGUUCGUAUUCAGGAUCUUCAUACUGUGCUGCAUAAAACUGAGGAUUAUUUACGCCAAGUCUUGUGUAAAGCAUCUGAAUCCAUCUAUACAUGGGUUAUCCAAGUGAAGAAGAUGAAAGCCAUUUAUCAUGUACUCAACCUGUGCAGUUUUGAUGUCACAAAUAAAUGUUUAAUCGCUGAGGUUUGGUGUCCAGUGGCUGAUAUGCAGAAUUUGCGCCAUGCCUUAGAGGAAGGUUCAAGGAAGAGUGGAGCUACAAUUUCUUCAUUCAUGAAUACCAUCCCAACAACACAACCUCCUCCAACUUUGAUACGUACCAAUAAAUUCACCUCAGGGUUCCAAAACAUCGUUGACGCUUAUGGAGUUGGAAACUAUGGGGAAGUUAAUCCAGCUCUCUAUACCAUCAUCACUUUUCCCUUCUUGUUUGCGGUUAUGUUUGGAGACUUCGGGCAUGGUCUACUAAUGUUCAUAUUUGCACUCCUGACAAUACUGUAUGAAAAACACCCUAGAUUACAAAGGUCACAAGAUGAGAUAAUGAAAAUGUUAUUUGAAGGCCGAUAUGUUAUUUUAUUAAUGGGUCUGUUUUCUGUAUACACUGGAUUGAUCUAUAAUGACUGUUUUUCAAAGUCAUUGAAUAUAUUUGGUUCUGGAUGGAAUGUUUCAGCAAUGUUUGAACAGAAGGUUUGGCGUCCUGAGGAUCUGAAGUCUAACCAAUUUUUAACACUGGAUCCAAAUGUUACUGGUGUAUACAAUGGAGCUUAUCCCUUUGGAAUUGAUCCGAUCUGGAAUUUGGCAAGCAAUCGUCUCAGUUUUUUAAAUUCUUUCAAAAUGAAAAUGUCUGUGAUUUUUGGAGUAACUCACAUGACCUUUGGAGUUGUAUUGGGGGUAUUUAACCACUUGCAUUUCAAGAAGAAGUAUAAUAUUUAUUUGGUUUUUCUUCCUGAACUUUUAUUCAUGAUGUGCAUCUUUGGCUACCUUGUGUUUAUGAUCUUCUUUAAAUGGUUAGCAUACUCUGCAGAGGACUCUACAUCUGCUCCUAGUAUUCUGAUUCAAUUUAUUAACAUGUUCCUGUUUCCUGGUGGUGAAACAGAGGUCUUCUACACCGGACAGGUUGCUCUGCAGAGGUUUUUACUUAGUAUUGCUUUCCUUUCUGUUCCUGUAAUGCUUUUUGGUAAACCACUUUAUUUAUAUUGGUUGCACAGUGGAGGCCGAGGCAUUAGAAUGUACAGGAGUGGCUACAAGCUAAUUCGAAAAGAAAGUGAAGAAGAACUUUCCCUGCUGAGAUGUCAUGAUGUAGAAGAAGGAAGCAGUCAUUCAGACAGUGGGCACAGAGAAGGGGAUGCAGAGGAGUUUAAUUUUGCAGAUGUUUUUAUGAAUCAAGCAAUUCAUACCAUUGAAUACUGUCUAGGAUGUAUUUCUAAUACAGCCUCAUAUCUGAGACUCUGGGCAUUAAGUCUUGCUCAUGCACAGUUAUCGGAAGUUCUAUGGCAAAUGGUGAUGAGAGUGGGUCUUCGUGUGGAUGCAACAUAUGGUGUCUUACUGCUAGUCCCAGUUCUAGCCUUUUUUGCUGUGCUAACAGUUUUUAUUCUUUUGGUCAUGGAGGGGCUCUCUGCUUUUCUCCAUGCUAUACGACUUCACUGGGUGGAAUUUCAGAACAAAUUCUACUCUGGUGGAGGAUACAAGUUUACGCCUUUCUCUUUUAAGCACAUUUCUUUACAUUUUAAUAAAGAUGACACGGCAUAGUUUGGUUGCUGUCAGCAGAAAUGUUUGGAAUUGUCUGCAAAAAUCAUGUGAUUGGAUCUCACCUAUGAAUGGUUUCUUGUAGGACAAAGUGUUUUUCACUGAUUGCCUUAUAAUGCAGCCAAAUAAUUCUAAUACAUACCUCCCACAGAAAUACAUAGCAGAUCUGGAGCAUCUUGUAAAGUAUAUUGAUAUAAAAUGUACAUUUUUCUUGAUAAACUAAUGUUGUAAAUUAAUUUUAUUCUUAAAAAAAAGUUGUUACUGCUUGUCCUAAAACCAGUGUAGUUUUUUUUUUUUGAGGCUGCUUAUUUUCUUGAAUGAUUACUUUUAAGUUAUUGGAAAGACUUUUCAUCAUAUUAAACAUUCAUUACUAACCACAUACUUAAGCAAACUACCCUCUCAUGCACUUUGGGAACAAUUCAGCAAUGCAACAGAAGCAAUGUAUGUUUUCUGUAUCUAUUCCAGAAGGAUUAUGAAAUGUUAAAUUUAUACAUAACAAUGCAAAAUGCUCUUUUUUUUUGGCCACAUUUAAAAUUGCACCGAAAAUGUUAACUGUUUACUCUGAGUUCUGCCCAGAGUUAUUACAUUAAUCUUUCAGAAGCCACAGUGAUAUUUAAUGUUGUGGAAGAAGGCAGGAUUAGAAGUGGAGACUGGAAGUUAUUAGCCCUCUUAUUUCCCUGUCGUGAGGAGCCUUCUGCUAUGUUUUGUUCUGCAAAGUGAGCUGGGUGCAGCCCAUCCCUUUGGGUUAGCUGGAUGGGUAAAAACCUAGGAAAAAGUCUUGCAGUGUCAGGGUGAGGACUCAAAUAAAAGAAUCAAACUGCUUGCUAGAACUUUCUAUCCCGGGUUCUACUUCUACAGUGUGGUCACACACAGAGUUUCUACUCUUAGGAGCAAUUCUUGCACCGUGACUGAAGAAUUGGCCUCGAUCCGUGUUUCGUGUGGCUCUAAGGACAUCCAUAGUGUUAUUUACCCGAUGUUAUUGAACCAAAGUUUAUACCGAAUAGGUGGAAAGGAGUUGUUUUGUAUUAUUUUUUUGUAUCCGUGUAAAAAUGGGGAUAUUACCAUAAUGUUUUAACAUCUGUGCCAUAAGAACAGCAUACGUUAAAUUUUGCACUUGUUUCGAACUAAUUCCAAAUAAAACCUCGUUUGCGCUGUUC
Grus americana (Whooping crane) is the source of this 3860-nucleotide messenger RNA. It is a transcript of the gene ATP6V0A2, whose product is annotated as ATPase H+ transporting V0 subunit a2. The coding region runs from base 154 to 2706 and encodes 850 amino acids. Gene Ontology annotation, cellular component: vacuolar proton-transporting V-type ATPase, V0 domain; plasma membrane; vacuolar proton-transporting V-type ATPase complex. Gene Ontology annotation, biological process: proton transmembrane transport; vacuolar acidification. Gene Ontology annotation, molecular function: proton-transporting ATPase activity, rotational mechanism; ATPase binding. Lineage: Eukaryota; Metazoa; Chordata; Aves; Gruiformes; Gruidae. The transcript has 20 exons. The record is from RefSeq and is a predicted model, not a curated record.